Molecule: messenger RNA, 1733 nt
Organism: Theobroma umbraticum
Lineage: Eukaryota; Viridiplantae; Streptophyta; Magnoliopsida; Malvales; Malvaceae
Product: selenium-binding protein 1-like
Molecular function (GO): selenium binding
Source: RefSeq, a predicted model, not a curated record
UUUCCUCAUAAAGUUGGUCUUUCAAGAAAAGAAGGAAGAGAUAAAAAGGAAGAGUUUUAAGACAGAGAGAAGAUGGCUGGGAACGGGACAGGGUGUUGCAAGACAGGACCAGGAUAUGCUACUCCACUGGAAGCCAUGUCUGGUCCUACAGAAGCCCUUAUUUAUGUCACCUGUGUUUAUACCGGAACUGGAAGGGAGAAGCCAGAUUUCUUGGCUACAGUUGAUGUAGAUCCAAACUCACCUACUUAUUCUAAAGUUAUACACCGGCUACCUGUGCCAUAUGUAGGUGAUGAACUACAUCACUCAGGCUGGAACUCAUGCAGCUCUUGCCAUGGAGAUCCUUCAGCAGAUCGACGUUUUCUGAUCCUGCCUUCAUUGGUAUCUGGCCGUAUCUACGUGAUUGACACACAGACAAAUCCAAAGGCUCCCUCAUUGCAUAAAGUUGUUGAUCCUGAGGAUAUUGUUCAGAAGACAGGCCUAGCAUAUCCACACACAUCCCACUGCCUUGCCUCUGGUGAUAUAAUGGUUUCAUGUCUUGGAGACAAAGAUGGAAAUGCCAAGGGAAAUGGAUUUCUUCUCCUUGAUUCAGAAUUCAAUGUGAAAGGGAGGUGGGAGAGGCCAGGGCAUAGUCCUCUGUUUGGCUAUGAUUUCUGGUACCAACCUCGACAUAAAACAAUGAUCAGCUCAUCUUGGGGAGCUCCUGCAGCUUUCACAAAAGGUUUCAACCUUCAGCAUGUUGCAGAUGGUCUAUAUGGAAGGCAUCUGUAUGUGUACAGCUGGCCUGAUGGUGAAUUGAAACAAACAUUGGAUCUUGGUGACACUGGACUCAUACCCUUGGAGAUAAGGUUCCUGCAUGAUCCUUCUAAAGAUACAGGUUUUGUUGGGUGUGCCUUGGCAAGUAACAUGGUGCGGUUCUUCAAAACCAAAGAUGGAUCAUGGAACCAUGAGGUGGCAAUCUCCGUGAAACCACUGAAGGUGCAAAACUGGAUUCUUCCUGAAAUGCCUGGGCUUAUAACCGAUUUUCUAAUCUCUCUUGAUGAUCGUUUUCUCUAUUUUGUCAACUGGCUUCACGGAGAUGUUCGACAAUAUAAUAUUGAGGACCCUAAAAAUCCAGUCUUGGCAGGGCAAGUAUGGGUUGGAGGACUGAUCCAAAAUGGAAGCCCCGUAGUGGCUGUAACAGAAGAUGGUAAAACGUGGCAAUCAAAUGUUCCUGAGAUCCAGGGACAUCGUCUGAGAGGGGGACCCCAGAUGAUACAGUUGAGCUUAGAUGGGAAGCGGCUAUAUGUCACCAACUCGCUAUUCAGCACAUGGGAUCGCCAAUUCUAUCCUGAGCUUGUUGAGAAGGGUUCCCACAUGCUACAGAUUGAUGUUGACACUGAGAAAGGAGGUCUCAAAGUAAACCCAUACUUUUUUGUUGACUUUGGAGCUGAGCCUGAUGGCCCCUCCCUGGCCCACGAGAUGAGAUAUCCAGGUGGUGACUGCACCUCAGAUAUUUGGAUUUAGGCAUCCUGAACCAAUCUAGCUUUGAAGAAUCACCCUUUAACAAAGAAGGAAAAAAUAAUAAUAAUAAUCAAUGCAAUCUGUAGAUUCCUGUGACAACAUGUUGGGAUCAUCGGAAUUAGAUAAUGCAUGUAAUUAUAAACUCUACAUCAGCUCAUCAAUGUGGAAUAAUAUACAGCUCAAAUUAGUCAAUAAAGAGUUUGAAUUGUAUAAAUUGCUUCAUGGCGGUGGCA